CCGAGAGUUGCUUUUAAUUCCUGUGGUCGCACUCAUUCUUCGUCACCGGUCGUCUAAUGCUUCAGACUUCAAACAAGCGGGCCGCUCCAGAUAAUACCCAUAAUGAACGUCCAGCAAAGAGAUUUACCACAUCCUCGCCAGAAGAAGGCGAAGUCGAUGACUCUUUGCCACCUUCUCCGCGCCCAACAAUAAUUCCCCUACCACCCAAACCAGCUCCUUCCAAGUUCGAGACUAAGGUCAAGUUUCCUUUCAAGAAGAAAACAAACGGUCCAGAUGCUCCUGGUCCCUCUAGUCAAAGAAUUAGUCCUAUGAUGGACAGAAGGCAUACUUCGGUUUAUGAGAGAUCCGAAGACGACGAGAGGCGCAUUCGGGAGGAUGACCAGCGCAACGGCAGACCCAGACCUUACUGUGACCAAUCUCGCAAAAGGGGUGGCGCUCAAAUAACUAAUCAUUGGCAGCCUUCCUAUAGUAGAGAAGGCGACCGUCGCCCCCCUGCCUGGGAUCUUCCACGGGAACCUUACAGGCCUGCUCAUGACACCUAUAUUCCAGCACGGGAUAGAUAUGACAGUCGUGUCUACGGAAGGGAACGCGAUAUUUCUUCAUUGUCACCUCAUUCACCUGACCGCUCCCGUUCCCCGUCCUCCUCUUCUUCUUCGCACCGAGGAAAGCACAGAUUGCCCUCGCGUCGCUCUCCCAUGGUGAAUUAUAGUCCGCCUCGUCGUGACUAUGGUGUGGACAGACUACAUGACCAAAGGAUGCGUGAUGGGGGCUGGGAACGCGCCCGUCACAAUGACCAUAAUCGCUGGGGGGUACCAUCGGACAAUGACAACUACUCACGGAUAGACGACCGCUAUCGUCGUCCUAUGCGCCACUCGCCACGUCGCGAACGCGAACGUUCAUGGGACUCCUAUGAUAGGGACCACCCAAAUCAUAUUGAAGCAGGACGUGAUGCCGAUCGUGAUACCUAUCAUACGGAGAGUCGUCUUUCUGUGGCACCUCGUGCUCACGAUGAUGACCGUGACCAUCAGGAUCGUCCUGUUUCCCCGGGUGUAUCCCGUCACCCUUCCCCUCAAUCACCUUCGGCUUCAACUCACACACAUGUUCGCCACACACCGCCACCGCCACCUUCUCCUCCACCUCCCGUCCCCACCCCUGAACGACCCAAAGAUGAUACCCUACCUCCUCACGCAGCUAUUUCGAUUGCGAUUCCUUUGAAACGGCCUCCAGCACCUAGAGACUCCCAUUCUCCAUCGCCACUUCCACUUCCGUCGGCUCAUGAAGAGCCAGUAAAGGAAAAGAAGGAUACCGCAGUGGAUGCGACGCAAAAAUUACCACCUGCAGAGCAUAAGCGAAAACGUGCCCCUGUGCAGCGUACGAGAAAGCAAGAACAAGAGGCAUACGGUCAUCUCUUCUUAGGUUGUGGCCAACAAAGCGACUACGACGCCACUGCGAAACUUGGUGAAGGUACUUUUGGAGAGGUGCACAAAGCAGUCCAUCACCUCACCGGGCGUCUGGUGGCCCUCAAACGUAUUCUUAUGCAUAAUGAGAAAGAGGGUAUGCCCGUAACUGCCUUGCGCGAGAUCAAAAUUCUCAAGGCAAUGAACCACUCAUGCAUCAUCGAGAUCUUGGAUAUGUUCGUCGUCCGUAGUAAUGGCAAGAACUCGCCCCUCUCUGUUUACAUGGUAUUCCCAUAUAUGGACCAUGACCUUGCUGGUUUACUGGAGAACGAGCGCGUAAAGCUCCAACCCAGCCAUAUUAAAUUGUAUAUGAAACAACUCUUGGAAGGAACGGAAUAUAUGCAUCGUAAUCACAUCUUACACAGAGACAUGAAAGCUGCCAAUCUUCUCAUCGAUAACAACGGUUCGCUCCGGAUAGCAGAUUUCGGUCUAGCACGCGCGUAUGAUCCGAGCGUUAUCCAUGGAGUCAUGGAUCAGCGUGGAAGAGAAAAAAAGUAUACAAACUGUGUCGUGACAAGGUGGUACCGUCCUCCAGAACUAUUGCUCGGCGCCCGACAGUAUGGUGGAGAAGUAGACAUCUGGGGCAUAGGAUGCGUUCUGGGAGAGAUGUUCAUGCGCAGGCCGAUUCUUCCUGGAUCAUCGGACAUUGACCAACUGGAGAAGAUUUGGCAGUUAUGCGGUACUCCCAAUCAGCAUACCUGGCCAAAUUACGAUGCACUACCAGGGUGCGAGGGCGUAAAGCGGUUCAAUCAGACCUAUUCCAAGAAGCUGAGAGCCGCGUAUGAAAGUAUCGGCCCUGAGACCUGUGACCUCCUGGAUAAGCUCCUCACAUGCAACCCAAGAGAUCGUAUUACUGCCUCACAAGCCCUUGACCACGAUUAUUUCUGGACUGACCCACUUCCCGCUGACCCCAAAACUCUUCCGUCAUACGAAGCUUCCCACGAAUUUGAUAAGCGCGGGCGACGCAACCAGCCACCACCAGGUAUUAUGCCUCCUGAUGGCUACUUCAGGCCCCACCCUUUGCCAAAUCAGCCCCCCGGGUUCUAUCCUCGUGGACCGCCGCAUCGCGACGCGUUCAGGUCAGGUCCGCCGCCGCCUGUUAUCAUGUCCGCUUUGUUACAGCAUCAAGGCAGUGGUCAGCCUCCUGGUGGUCAACAUCCUGGAGGUCAGCACGCUGGAGGACAACAUCCUGGGCAUUCCGGUAGUCAACAUCCCGGAGGCCAGCACCCCCCUUUUGGACGUCCACCAGCUCACGGCGCUGGGUAUCCUACCCGUGGGAUGCACCCGCUACGUCAAGCUCCUCGCACCAUGGAUCAUCCUGCUCAUCUACCGCCACGACCUGUGGCUCCUAUGGGAUCCGGUCCACCACCAUUUGGUGGUCGUGCCCCACGGCGGACGGGAGGGGGAAAUGGGACUGGUGGGGGAGGCUUGCCAUACUCAUGACCCCCUGUUCAUCUUUCUCGCACGCAUCUAUUGUGCUUUGUCGAUCUGCGCUUUCGUGUUCUUUCUUUGUUCUCUAGCCUACAUGCACACAACCCACUUUAUUUUCUGAGUCAGACGCUAUAGGUGGAGUAGAUCACUUAAACCUUCUAUGUUUGGUUGGACUAUUCACUGCACACACCCUCAAUAUGAACGUAAUACGUGGUGUUCAGUGCUUGAAUUCAACCUCGACACACCUGACCUUCGAAAUUACUAUUUCAAUCAAUCAUUGUGGGGAGGAGGGCCUUACCUCAACCGACCUUUAAAGUUCU
This is a messenger RNA of Suillus plorans, 3208 nucleotides long. Its product is annotated as kinase-like domain-containing protein. Gene Ontology annotation, molecular function: ATP binding; cyclin-dependent protein serine/threonine kinase activity. Bases 57 to 2900 code for a protein of 947 amino acids. Lineage: Eukaryota; Fungi; Basidiomycota; Agaricomycetes; Boletales; Suillaceae. Gene Ontology annotation, biological process: protein phosphorylation. The transcript has 7 exons. Gene Ontology annotation, cellular component: nucleus. The record is from RefSeq and is a predicted model, not a curated record.